Molecule: messenger RNA, 1870 nt
Organism: Triticum urartu
Lineage: Eukaryota; Viridiplantae; Streptophyta; Magnoliopsida; Poales; Poaceae
Product: putative protein phosphatase 2C 48
Biological process (GO): protein dephosphorylation
Molecular function (GO): protein serine/threonine phosphatase activity
Source: RefSeq, a predicted model, not a curated record
UUCCCCUGCACCCACGGCUCUCCCUCCCUCUCCCGUCUCCCCUCUCCUUUAUAAGCUCCCACCCAAGCUUUCACUUCACCUCCACCACAAUUCGCACCUCCCUUGCGCCCUUGCCUUGUUCACCGGUCGCCUGACCGCAGUUGAGCGAUCCUCGCUCCCCGUUCCUUCUUCUACACCUUCUUCCUUGGUGAAGUAUAAGUUGAUCCGGCCGAUCCUAUCCAGAUAUCCACUCCAAGCUCGUCUCUUCAAUCCAAAGCCACGCCCUCAAACAAGAAAGAUCCAGGAGAAACCAUCGAUCGGGACAUCUCCAGCCUAGCCAUAUACAUGGCCGGCCUGUGCUCUGUUCUUGCCUGAGCACCACCCCUGCCGAUCACCGAGAAACUAAGAGAGCAAGGGAGAAGAAGAAGAAGAAGAAGAAGAAGAAGAAGAAGAAGCUCUCCGUACAAUCGAGCUGGGCUAGCGAGAAUGCGGCAGAUCUCGUCGAUGCUGCAGGGGCUGGCCCGCUCCAUGUCUCUGGGGAAGGAGAGGAAGCAGGCGGAGGAGGCGCAGGGGACGGUGCUGCGGUCGUCGGGGACGCUCUGGGGCGAGGGCUCAGAGACCUUCGCCGCCGCGUGCUCCCGCCGCGGCGAGAAGGGCACCAACCAGGACACCUCCAUCGUCUGGGAGGGAUACGGGUGCCAGGACGACACCAUCUUCUGCGGGGUCUUCGACGGCCACGGCCAGUGGGGCCACUACGUCGCCAAGGCCGUCCGGGAGUCGCUGCCGCAGCAGCUGCUGUGCCGCUGGCAGGAGGCCGUCGCGCUGGCGUCGCUCAUCGACGGCGAGAAGAGGCUCGGCGACUGCCAGUUCGACCUCCUGAGGCAGUCCUACCUGGCCGCCGCCGCCGCCGUCGACGACGAGCUCCGCCGGAGCCGGCGCCUCGACGCCGUCAACAGCGGCUGCACGGCUCUGUCCAUCGUCAAGCAGGGCGACCUGAUGGUGGUCGCCAACGUCGGCGACUCGCGGGCCGUCCUCGCGACCACGUCCGACGACGGCGACGUCACCGCCGUCCAGCUCACCGUCGACUUCAAGCCCGACCUGCCCCAGGAGAAGGCGCGCAUCACGCAGUGCGAGGGCCGCGUGCACUGCCUCGACGACGAGCCCGGCGUGCACCGGGUGUGGGUGCCCCACCGGGAGGCGCCGGGGCUGGCCAUGUCGCGGGCCUUCGGCGACUACUGCGUCAAGGACUACGGCGUGAUCUCGGCGCCGGAGGUGACGCAGAGGAGGAUCACCGCCCAGGACCAGUUCGUCAUCCUCGCCACCGACGGGGUCUGGGACGUGCUCUCCAACGAGGAGGCCGUGCGGAUCGUGGCGGCGACGCCGGACAGGGAGAAGGCCGCGAAGCGGCUCGUCGAGUGCGCCGUCCGCGGGUGGAGGCGCAAGCGGCGGGGCGUCGCCGUCGACGACUGCUCGGCGGUCUGCCUCUUCUUCCACACGCCGGCGCCCUGAACGAGCCGCCCCGGGACCGCGAUUGCAUUGCCGUCAGGGCGAGGGGAUAGCGACCCGUCCACUUGCCGGUAGAUCGAUCGAUCGGUGCGCGGCGUCGCCGUCGGAGAGAGACGACCAGAAGGUGCAGUUCCCGCCAUGAUUGGGACGGCUGCACGAAUGACCGGGGCGGUGGGUCAACUGCCGCCGGUGGAUCACCGAAAAUUUCUCCGGUUUUCACACGCUGCUUGCCGGAAUGUACGAGGAUCAACGGCAGCCACUAGCAAAUGGCAGAAGAAACAAGGCGCACUUUGUACUUAUUUUCGCCUUGCAUGGCUCUCGUGUUCGCGUCAAAAAUGCCCUAUGAGAGACGCUAAUAUGAAAAAAAAAAUAUUGGUGUACAUGA